Hipposideros armiger (great roundleaf bat) is the source of this 3265-nucleotide messenger RNA. It is a transcript of the gene B3GNT3, whose product is annotated as UDP-GlcNAc:betaGal beta-1,3-N-acetylglucosaminyltransferase 3. Gene Ontology annotation, biological process: protein O-linked glycosylation; poly-N-acetyllactosamine biosynthetic process. The transcript has 3 exons. Gene Ontology annotation, cellular component: Golgi membrane. Bases 185 to 1327 code for a protein of 380 amino acids. The record is from RefSeq and is a predicted model, not a curated record. Gene Ontology annotation, molecular function: N-acetyllactosaminide beta-1,3-N-acetylglucosaminyltransferase activity. Lineage: Eukaryota; Metazoa; Chordata; Mammalia; Chiroptera; Hipposideridae.
UGGAAGAAGGGGCGCCUGGCGGGAGGCGAGGCCGAGAGGGAGGCAGGCUCGCGCUCAGGUGAAUCUCUUUCUCCCGGUCACCAGCUAAGAGGAGCAGGGGUUGGAAGCUGGACCGUGUCUGGGGGAGCUGACCCAGAGGUUCCCCAUCCCGCUUCCGGACCAAUCCCAAACCCUGGCGACCAGGAUGAGGUGUUCCCGGCCUAUGCGGACAGCGGUGGGCCUGGCUGCGGUCUUUGCCACCUUCACUCUCUUCCUCCUCAGUCUGCACAUGUCACCACCCCACUUCGGGGAUCUGGAGCAGCCGCUGGCCACCCCUGCGGCUCUGACCAGGCUCCCUCAGACCUCUCACCCUCUGCCUGCCCCCUGCCGGGCCAACACCUCAAUGGCGAAGCUGCCGGACUUCACGGAACAGCCACAGCAUGUGCGCGACUUCCUGCUGCAUAGACACUGCCGCGACUUCCAGCUCCUGCAGGACGUGCCACCAGACAAGUGCGCGCAGCCAGCCUUCCUGCUAUUGGCCAUCAAGUCUUCGCCCCGCAAUUAUGAGCGCCGGGAGCUAGUGCGGCGCACAUGGGGCCGAGAGCGGAGGGUGCGGGGUGUACAACUGCGCCGCCUCUUCUUGGUAGGCACCGCCCCCCACCCGCUGGAGGCCCCCAAGGUCAACAGGCUGCUGGCGAUGGAGGCACAGGUGCACGGCGACAUCCUGCAGUGGAACUUCCACGACACCUUCUUCAACCUCACGCUCAAGCAGGUACUCUUCCUACAGUGGCAGGAGACUCGGUGCACCAAUGCCAGCUUCAUCCUCAAUGGCGACGAUGACGUCUUUGCACACACAGACAACAUGGUCUCCUACCUGCAGGGCCACAAUCCUGACCACCACCUCUUCGUGGGGCACCUGAUCUACAAUGUGGGCCCCAUCCGGCACCCCUGGAGCAAGUACUAUGUGCCAAAGAUAGUGACACAGGAAGAGCUCUACCCACCCUACUGUGGGGGGGGGGGUUUCCUGCUGUCCCGCUUCACAGUUACUGCCCUGCGCCGGGCCUCCCGCACCCUAGACCUCUUCCCCAUCGAUGACGUUUUCCUGGGCAUGUGCCUGAAGCAGGAGGGUCUGAAGCCCACUUCACACAGUGGUAUCCGCACGGCUGGCGUUUGGGCCCCCUCAGCCCGCCUGUCCUCCUUUGAUCCCUGCUUCUACCGGGACCUGCUGCUGGUGCACCGCUUCUUGCCAUAUGAGAUGUUGCUCAUGUGGGAUGCACUGAGCCAGCCCAACCUCAACUGUGGCAAGCGAAAGUUCUAUCGAGGUGAUGCCAGGGCCCCCAGCCUCUAGGCUCCUGACUUCACUUCCAUAGGAAGGGGCAGUGUUGUCCUCCCAGGAAGCUGAGACCUUUGGCAUAGGAGAGUGCUAGAGUUUGAUGAGUGAAUAGUUUUGCUGGCAAACCCCUACACACUCAGUACUGCUUAGACCAUGUUCCAUCAUCCUUACUAUACUCGCAGCUGGAGGGACCAUCUCUCUUCAUGGCAGCUCGUGGUAGAAGCACUUCUACCAGGACUCCAGCUGCUGCUGCUGGUUCCAGCCCAUUUGACUCAAGGUCCCACACCCCAGCUCCAACCUUGAUCAUAGGCUGGACCAUCAACAGUGGCCAGCCUCUCCUUGAUAGUGAACCGGUAGUGGUUUAAUUGUGGGUGAGUUCUGGCCAUGGUUCAAGGCCGAUUGGGAAUUCCUGGGUUCACAUGUAGCUGAAGAGAGAAGUGUUUUUCAGCCUGGGAAAGAGUGGUUCAGUUCCGGACCCCUUCCUGAGCCUUGGACACCUCAGAUGGUGGGAGGGGCCAGAGAGGCUAUGAAUUGGGCUGCCCCCUCCCUGCCUGUGGUAUUAAAUGCUCUACUGGUGGAAGCAUUGAGCAGAGGAGGGAGGCAGCCGUCUGUCUCAGCCUAUGGGGACUCAACAUUUAGAGUCCCUGGCCAGACCCAGCCUCCUACUCCUCGGCUCCCCAAGAACUCAGGGAACAUUACUGGGACUAGAGGGGCCCCAUUCACUGGACCCAAGACCAGCGCAUACACUCACCCCAGCGCCCAGAGAAUGGGGAGGUUCAGGCCCUUGAGUGGCCCUGAGCUCUUGGGACUCAGGACCGGCCCCCACGCCAGUGUGUCUUUAGGACUGGGGAGAGCCAAGCAAACUGGUGAUCCCCAGCCCUGCUGGCCUUGGACAGGUGUCUGGGACUUGGGCCUCACAGGUAUUGGGGUGGUGGCAGGGGUCACCUCAGACAGCAGAGUGCAGACUGGAGAGUGGGUCCUCAGGGAAUAAAAUGUUUUGUGAAGACCUAGAGGUCUUUUUUAAAAAAAAAGUGAUUUAUAAGUUUUAACUCAGACCAAUUUACAUUUACUUGUAAAAGUCUCAUUUCCAGUAGAAAAUACCCGUAUACACCAAUGGAUGAAGUGGGGCUGCAGGUGUCUCUAUCAGGUAGCUCUGACCUCACCCCACCCUUGCUCACACACCUGCCAUGAUUCCCAAUUGCCCUCAGCUCAUAAUCCCCCCAUGACUGAGUCUCCCUGCCAGCUUGACAGCGAGCUCAGAAGAGCGAGGCACAGGGUGAGUCUGCUCCUAUCUGGGCCUGCCUGAGCCUCCUGCUUCCAGUAAGUCUCCUUCCCUAUCUCGCCCAGCCUCCUCUCUCCUCCCUGGCUCACCUCCUCCCAUGAAGACUGUGCUUUGCUGUCCUCUGUCCUGACUCCGUCUCUCCUUUAUUUAUUGUGUACCUACGGUGUGCUGCACACUUUACCCUGUACUCUUUCUCCCAGCCCCAUGGGAAGGGUCAGCAUACACGGACCCACCUUAUAGUGAGGUCAUCAUAUCGUACAACCCCUAUCUCAGGAUGAAGACAGGAUGCUAGUGAGAAUGGUUAGAUCAAUAAUAUGCACUGUGAUUCAUUCAGACAUCCGUGUGUGUCAAUAAUAUGCACUGUGACUCAUUCAGACAUCCGUGUGUGUGUCCAUCAUUAAGUGGCCUUUAAGUGACAUUAAAGCUUCCCAUGGGUCUUGACAGAUACCUGGAUUCAAAUCUUGCACUUGGCCAUUCCUUCCCUGUCUGACCUUGGCAAGCAGCCAUCUACCUAGGUUUCAGUUUCCCCACUUUGUAUUGUGAUGACUCUUGAAUUGUUAUCAAGCUCCUGGAAACGUAGGUGGGUCCGUGGCUGCCAAGGUCCAAGCACAUAUGGGAGCCGACCCAGGCUUGUUUCUUUUUCUUGAGAAAAUACAAAAGUCUGCUUUGAA